UCAAAGCCAAAAUGGUGGCCCCCAGUAAACUUUGGCAGGUAUGUUCUUGCUACGAACUAUGCCAUACGUGGAACUCUUCCUGUGUCGGGGCAACACUGGACGUUGCCAAGGCGAGCUACCGGUAUUCGUUUAGAACGUAUGCACUUUUCUAUUUGGUUUCUACACUUAUUUUUCACCGAGGCAUCCCAAGUAUCAAGAAGCUCAUUUUAGACAUUCUACGCUCAACCAACUUUCUGGCAGCCAAUGCAAUUGUUUUUAUGUCCUCAAUAUGUUUAUUCAGGAAAGUGCUUGGUCGUUUCUACACAGGGUUUGCCUUCGUUCCAGCCACUUUUGCCUCAGGCGUUGCUAUUUCAUUGGAACAAAAAUCAAGGAGACCCACUCUGGCUCUCUACAUGGCAACACUGGCAACUGAGCUUAUAUGCAAGAUCUUAAUUUCCAGAGGAGUGGUGAGGCCAAUCAAAUAUGGAGAGGUGUUGCUUUUCAGUUUGUCUUCAGCUGUCGGACUCUAUAUGUUCAGGCGCGGUGAUUGCUUGAAGAAAGAUUCACUCUCUGCUCUCAAGAUGUUUGUUGGAACGGAUGAGAUAUACUAUGAAUAUUUUCCUGAAGCUGCUAGAUUUGAAGAAGUUUGGGCUGACAGGGCUUCAAGGCAAUACACACAGCAGCCAUCUACCCUAACAUUGAUCCGGGCAAAGUUAAGCAAACUCAUGCUCAGGUUGAAUAAUCUUCCGAAGCAUAAUUAUUGCUCUCAUGGCUCGAGCUGUCUGAGCUAUGUUCUUAAGGCAACUGUCAGAAAAUUUGCCGUUGGUUAUGGGAUACAGGCCGUUUUGAAUCUCCUCCGAGCUUUGCCAAAGAUCGCCACGAGACCUAAGCUGCUCUUGAUGGCUCUCGUUCGUCGGGAUAACUUUGAUCUGGCGCUCUUUCUGGGACUGUUCGUGGGUUUGUUCAGGAGUGUAAGUUGUCUUCUACGAUGGCUUAGAGAUAGAGAUAGUCCUAUUCAUGGAUUAAUAGCCGGUGGUGUAGCCGGUACGUCCAGCAUCUUCUUCCGUAGUACAACCAUAUCACUUUAUUUUGCAUCCAAGGUCAUUGAGAGCCUUUUGAUCAAAGGCCAGGAGCGAGGAAUUGUUCCAGUCAUCCCACGUGCUGAAUCCAUACUGUAUGCAAUAGCAACCGCAACGGUGCUGAAUGCGGGAGUUUAUGAGCCACAUAACAUCCGCCCAGCCUACUGGAGUUUCCUGCUCAACUUGACGGGAUCCUAUUAUGGCAAAAUGAACCGCAUGCUGAUCGCGCAUCUCGGUACGGGCGCAACCAAGCUGUACCCUGAUUGGCCUGUCUACGCAGACGCUUCACGACUCAACUUGAUAGACAAGGACGGGCUGUGUGCCAGGUCGUUGCAACCUCCAUCUCAGGGUGUUUGAUGAUGGUAGCUUUUGGAGUGGCAUUAUAUCUUCAGGAUCACAAAGUGUCUUUACCUUGCCCCCUGAUGCUUAUCAUCUGCACAGCUUCCAGUGUUUAGGUAUCCCAGAAAUGAAAUUUUCAUGUAAAGACUUAUAUAAUAAGUUGUUCAAAGACACUGGACACUAUUGGUAAUUGUCAAAGACCAGUCUUCUCACCUGGUGUAUCUCAACAUAUGCAUAA
Molecule: messenger RNA, 1635 nt
Organism: Asterias rubens (European starfish)
Lineage: Eukaryota; Metazoa; Echinodermata; Asteroidea; Forcipulatida; Asteriidae
Product: transmembrane protein 135-like
Exons: 15
Coding region: 12-1415 (467 amino acids)
Source: RefSeq, a predicted model, not a curated record